This is a messenger RNA of Heterocephalus glaber (naked mole-rat), 1437 nucleotides long. RefSeq names its product loricrin cornified envelope precursor protein (gene Loricrin). NCBI's taxonomy places the organism in Eukaryota, Metazoa, Chordata, Mammalia, Rodentia, Bathyergidae. The record is from RefSeq and is a predicted model, not a curated record.
UCCUCCUUAGACAAGAUGUCUCACCAGAAAAAGCAGCCCACCCCCUACCCUCCAGUGGUUUGCAAGACCUCUGGCGGUGGAGGCGGCGGUGGCUCCGGCUGCGGCGGCGGUGGAGGCGGAGGCUCUAGCUGCGGGGGCGGCGGGGGCUCCGGAGGAGCCAUCAAGUACUCAGGUGGCGGCGGCGGCGGCGGCGGCUCCAGCUGCGGGGGCGGCGGUGGCUCCGGAGGAGGCGUCAAGUACUCUGGCGGCGGUGGCUCCAGCUGCGGCGGCGGUGGAGGCGGAGGCUCUAGCUGUGGGGGCUGCUACUCCAGCGGCGGCGGCUCGGGCUGCGGAGGCGGCGGUGGCUCCGGAGGAGCCGUCAAGUACUCAGGUGGCGGCGGGGGCGGCUCCAGCUGCGUGGUCGGCUACUCCGGCGGCGGCGGCUCCGGCUGCGGAGGCGGCGGUGGCUCCGGAGGAGGAGUUAAGUACUCAAGUGGCGGCGGCGGCUCCUCCGGGGGCGGCAGCUGUGGCUACUCGGGCGGCGGCGGCUCCGACUGCGGCGGCGGCUCCGGGGGCGGUGGCGGCUCCAGCUGUGGCGGCGGCUCUUCCGGCCAGUGUUACCAGACCUACGGCAGCGGCUCUUCCGGGGGCGACAUCUGCUACUCCUCAGGCGGUGGCUCCAGCUGUGGCGGCGGCUCCGGGGGCGGGGGCGGCUCCAGCUGUGGCGGCGGCUCUUCCGGCCAGUGUUACCAGACCUACGGCAGCGGCUCUUCCGGGGGCGACAUCUGCUACUCCUCAGGCGGUGGCUCCAGCUGUGGCGGCGGCUCCGGGGGCGGGGGCGGCUCCAGCUGCGGCGGCGGCGGCUCUUCCGGCCAGGUCUACCAAUGCCAGAGCUCCGGCGGUGGCUCCUCCGGCGGCGGUUCCGGUUGCGGAGGCGGCUACUCCGGUGGCGGCUCUAGCUGCGGCGGCGGCUCCUCCGGCCAGAGUUACCAGUGCCAGAGCUACGGCGGCUCCUCCGGGGGCGGUUCUGGUUGCGGCGGUGGCUCCGGAGGUGGCGGCUCCAGCUGCGGCGGGGGCUCCUCUGGCCAGCACUACCAGUGCCAGAGCUACGCCGUCGGCUCCUCCGGAGGUGGCUCGAGCUGUGGUGGGGGCUCCUCCGGGGGCGGCGGCGGCUCGAGCUGCGGAGGUGGCUCUGGCGGCGGCUCUGGGGGUGGCAAGGGCGUCCCAGUCUGUCACCAGACCCAGCAGAAGCAGCCGCCAACCUGGCCAUGCAAAUAAGGCCCCAUGGAUGCCGCGGAGAAAAAGGAGCUGGAGUUAUUCUCCGUGGGCGCCGAUGGGCUUAAUGUUCUCAAGGUAGUGCCCAAGGUUUCCAAAUUUUUCAUGUCUCCAUCCACCUAGAAGAAUCCAUCGAGUUCUCGGACUGCAUCUCGUUCUGCAGUUUUUCCUUACUGGUUUCUG